AGAGAGGCUGAGGAGAUGCUGGCUGGCGCGGCCAGCAGGCGGCCAGCCACGCAGGCAGGCGUAGGGCUCGGCGUGGCCUGGGACCGCUGCACACCCGGCCUUCGCGCGGGGCCAAGGCGCCUGGGUGGGACCGAGGAGGCGGGGCCUUCCUGGCGGAAGGGUGAUGGACAGCCUGUCUUUCCAAUUGCGUCCUUGAAAGGGAGCAGGCAGGCCAAUGAGCGGACAGCGAGGGCCGAAGCGGGGCUGAGGCUAGGGUGCAGAGCUGGCGAGCCGUGGCUGGGGCCGGAGUGGGGAACGCAGCGUGGAGGUGCCACCCGGUGUGGGUGGCGGAGAGAUCAGAACCUUCUUCCCCAAGCGGAGCCAACCUCAGGGGGGACCGGGGCUCAAGGACGCUGCGGCGGCGACUGCAGCGGCUGGACCAUGGCAGCGCCCGCCGGAGCCUGGGCGGUGAUUGCAGCUCCAGACAGGAGGCGCUGGCCGUGGUCGGUGCUGACGGCGGCUCUCGGGCUCCUGAUAGCUGGAGUAUCAGCCUUGGAAGUAUAUACACCAAAAGAAAUCUUCGUGGCAAAUGGUACACAAGGGAAGCUGACCUGCAAGUUCAAGUCUACGAAUACCACUGGCAGGUUGACCUCAGUCUCCUGGAGCUUCCAGCCAGAGGGGGCUGACAUGGCCGUGUCGUUUUUCCACUAUUCCCAAGGGAAUGCGUACCCUGGGAAUUAUCCACCAUUUAAAGACAGAACCAACUGGGCUGGAGACCUUGACAAGAAAGAUGCAUCAAUCUACAUAGAAAACAUGCAGUUUAUACACAAUGGCACCUAUAUCUGUGAUGUCAAAAACCCUCCUGACAUCGUUGCCCAGCCUGGACACAUUAGGCUCUAUGUCAUAGAAAAAGAGAGUUUGCCUGUGUUUCCAGUUUGGGUAGUGGUGGGCAUAGUUACUGCUGUGGUCGUAGGUCUCAUUCUGCUCAUCAGCAUGAUUCUGGCUGUCCUCUAUAGAAGGAAAAACUCUAAACGGGAUUACACUGGCUGCAGUACAUCAGAGAGUUUGUCACCAGUUAAGCAGGCUCCUCGGAAGUCCCCCUCCGACACUGAGGGUCUUGUAAAGAGUCUGCCUUCUGGAUCUCACCAGGGCCCAGUCAUAUAUGCGCAGUUAGACCACUCCGGCGGACAUCACAGUGACAAGAUUAACAAGUCAGAGUCUGUGGUGUAUGCGGAUAUCCGGAAAAAUUAAGAGAAGACCUAGAACAUAUCCUCAGCAAGAAACAAAACCAAACUGGACUCUGGUGCAGAAAAUGUAGCCCAUUACCACAUGUAGCCUUGGAGACCCAGGCAAGGACAAGUACAUGUGUGCUCACAGAGGGAGAGAAAGAUGUGUACAAAGGAUAGGUAUAAAUAUUCUAUUUAAUCUUCCUGAUGUGAGGAGCCAAUGUUGCAUGAUGAAAAGAUGGUAUGAUUCUACAUAUGUACCUAUUGUCUUGCUGUUUUUGUACUUUAUUUUCAGGUCAUUUACACUUGGGAGAUUUCAGAAACAUUCCUAUCACCAUCAUUUAGAAAUGGUUUGCCUUAAUGGAGAGAGUGGCAGAUCCUGUAGUAUUUCCAGUAGACAUGGCCUUUUAAUCUAAGGGCUUAAUCAGUCGUAGCCUUUAUUGUAGUUGGAUGGCGAUGCUAUGAUGGACGCAUAUCCUGGGUGGCCUUUAACACAGGGUCAGCACCAUUUAUUUGUUUGCAGCUUUUUAAAAAUACCUGUUGGCUAUGCCAGUUGAAAACAAUUCGAGAAGUUUUGUUGAUGUUUUUCUCACUAAAAUAUAGAGCAAUUGUUAGCCUUACAUGUUGUAUAGACUAAACUGCACCCUUGAAAUGUGUCGUAUCAAUCUGUGGAUUCGUAAUAGCAAGAUUAGCAAAGGAUAAAUGCCAAAGGUUACUUGAUUCUGGAUACCUUUAGAUCAAUACUGAUUAAGUAGAAAAUCCAAGCUUUGCUUGAGAACUACUGUAAUGUGGAGAGUAAAAGGUAUUGGUUUUAUUCUUUGCUGAUGUCUUUUCAGCUUGAAAUAGCAGUCCCCAUACAGCUAAAGGAGAGGAGUUUCUUUCCUUCUAAGUAGGAGAGAUGGGAUCAUUAUAUUGCUACUCUGCAAUAUCCCAGAGCUCACUCUUUAGAGAAUCACCUUCUUUCACUUUUUUUUUUUCAGGUAGAGUCUCACUAUGUUGCCCAGACUAGCCUUGAACUCUUGGGCUCAAGUGAUUCUCCCUCCUCAGCCUCCCGAGUAGCUGGAACUAUAGGUGCACCUCUGUGCCUGGCAAGAAUCACCUUCUUUUUUUUUUUUUUGAGACAGUCUUGCUGUGUUACCAGGCUGGAGCUGGAGUGCAGUGGCACAGUCUCGGCUCACUGCAACCUCCACCUCCCAGGUUCAAGCAAAUGAUUCCCCUGCCUCAGCCUCCUGAGUAGCUGGGACUACAGGCGCACAUCACCAUGCCCAGCUAAUUUUUUGUAUUUUAGUAGAGACGGGGUUUCACCAUGUUGGCCAGGAUGGUCUUGAUCUCCUGACCUCAGGUGAUCCACCUGCCUCGGCCUCCCAAAGUGUUGGGAUCACAGGUGUGAGCCACUGCGCCCCGCCAAAGAAUCACCUUCUUUAUAAAGCAUCAGUCAUGCUUCCAGCAAGAGGCGGCAUCCGUCAUGGCUUUAUAACAGCUUCAUGGUGCCUCAAAGACUAUUGAGGUUAACGAGAGCCUAGAUUAGACAGUUUGGCUGUCCUUCCCUAAAACUUCUUUUCUCCCAUUCACUAACCCCCACCCCACUUAGAAUCGAUGAGUUUUUACUUUUUACUGGGAAUGGAAAGCAUGAUAAAGAUCAUUAAACACUUAUGUUGUCAUUUCUCCCAUUUUCUUUUAAAAAUCCCCCCUUUUAAAAUUGUCCUAAAACCCACAGUUAUGGAAAGAAUCGUGUCUAGCUGGUCUGUAGAACGUGUUUGGGGUAAGUGGCAGCAAGGGGUAAUGUUACUUUUCCUCCCCUCUAGUUUGGAGCCCACUCUGAGCUGCUGCUUUUUCUUCUCAUCUUGUCAUCUCCUGGGUAUGUCUGAAGGCUGAGUUGUAAGAGAAUCCAUAAAGGGAAUAAAACACGAUUGAGAUUUCAAGGUGUGCACAAGGUGAUAAGAUAAAGGGCAUAUGAGCAUUAGAAUGAACUCUGUCCCACCUCUGAGGCCUUUUGUGUUUUGAGGAACUGUUUUUGUUUAUUCCUAUAAUGCUCCACCUUAACAUACCACAUCUGUGUGAGUCAGUGGGGAUCAGGUUUUGUCACCACACACAUCUUCGGGAGCUGGGCAGCGUCUGCUCUGUGUUCUGUGUGGAAUGGAGAAAAAUAUGCCUGCUCUGCCACCUUCCAUGUUCACAGGCCCAGCCCGAGAGAGUGACGCACAGCGACAUACUGCUAGACAUUUCCAGAGUGGUCAACUCUGCCUUGCAUCCUCAAACUUUUCAGGCAUCUGUUUUGAAAACUAUAGGAGCCUUUGGAAGGCCUUUUAUGUGUGUUAGGAGGGGAAGGGUGUUGAGACUGCCACCGUCCUUCAAGCUGAGACCCCGGUGAGCCUCUGCCACUGUGAGAACCACACAGCUGACCAAGGCUGUGCUUGAGGUACAGAGGACACACAUAUAGACGGGCCUGUGUCAUGUUUCCUCACAGUUGUUUUUUUACAGAGGAAAGGGGCAUUGUUUUUUCACUUCUUUCUCAGCAGUUUCUUUGAAUAAACUAAACAUUUCUGAGCUCCCUGAGAGCAAGAGCCCUCACUUCUUGUGGUGCUGGGACCAUGUGUUGGUGAAGCCUUGGCCUCCUGCCCAACCAGACACCUCAAACUCUGUCAGUGCCCUGGCAUUCUGGCAGAGAAUCCUUACCAGUUUUCACUAACCUUCUCCCCAGGCAAGGGCAGCUGCCAGCAUGGUGCUCUGCCAGGACGGGUUUUCCUGAAGGAAGCCACUCACACUGAGAUGGGCCUCUUUCCAAGCCCUGCACACCUGCCCCUGCGGCCCUUUUUCCUGUGCUUCAGCGCUCCUUGCCUGGCUGUAGAUAACAAACUAGGGUUGCCCAAAGGGCGGAUCUGCCCCCGCCCACCAUGUCUUCAUCUUGGCAAAACGAGUCCUUUUAAAAUUAUGUGCUAAUUCUGUAUGGGAGCAUGCAAAAGGCAUUACUUAGAGAUUGAAAUUCCAAACUAUCUAGUUUUUCAAUGGAACUGUAUCAGCUAGGGAAAAACCAUCAAGCUCGUUAUUAUUUUUUGAUCUUCAGUUGUAUUUUUAUGAAUAUUUUAAUACAUCUUUUUCAGUUUCUGGA
This is a messenger RNA of Callithrix jacchus (white-tufted-ear marmoset), 4314 nucleotides long. It is a transcript of the gene MPZL1, whose product is annotated as myelin protein zero like 1. The record is from RefSeq and is a predicted model, not a curated record. Gene Ontology annotation, cellular component: plasma membrane; focal adhesion; cell surface. NCBI's taxonomy places the organism in Eukaryota, Metazoa, Chordata, Mammalia, Primates, Cebidae.